Molecule: messenger RNA, 2147 nt
Organism: Maniola jurtina (meadow brown)
Lineage: Eukaryota; Metazoa; Arthropoda; Insecta; Lepidoptera; Nymphalidae
Gene: ApepP
Product: xaa-Pro aminopeptidase ApepP-like
Exons: 17
Coding region: 93-2006 (637 amino acids)
Molecular function (GO): metalloaminopeptidase activity
Source: RefSeq, a predicted model, not a curated record
UGCCGUCAGGUUGUCAGUUGUCACCAGCUGUCUGUGUCAUGUGUCAUUGACAAUUGUUGGUGCUUCACGAAGUUGAAAACAUAAAAACUCAUAUGUCGCUGCAGCGCUUGACAGCGCUUCGGGCGCUGAUGGCGAGUCAGCCAACAGCAUUGGCAGCUUACAUCGUCCCAACCGCUGACGCUCACAAUUCAGAGUACAUAUCCCCAGUGGACGCGCGCAGAGAAUGGAUAUCUGGUUUCACAGGGUCAGCCGGCACCGCCGUCGUCACCAGUGCACAAGCGCUGGUGUGGACGGACGGACGGUACUACACACAGUUCGAAAAGGAAGCCGAUUUGACGAUAUGGACAUUAAUGAAGCAAUCAUUACCAGAAACACUAAGUAUGGAGAAAUGGUUAGCGACCAACCUUCUAGCGGGUUCUAUAGUGGGGGUAGACCCGAAGACUAUGACGAGGGAGGAGUGGACUCCUUUGCAGACUGCAUUAACAAAGGCAAGGAUGCAACUAAUAGCCAUAGACAAUAACCUAGUAGACCAGGUGAGGGUACUACUGAAAGACCCUCCACCAGAUAGACCUCAUAACGAAAUUAUACAUCUACCCACACAAUACACAGGUAAAACGGCUGGUCAGAAAAUAUCAGAGUUAAGAGAGAAUAUGGUUCAAAAAAAGGCUUCAGCACUUGUCAUCACCGCAUUAGAUGAAAUUGCAUACACUCUAAACCUACGCGGCAGUGAUAUAGCUUACAACCCCGUGUUUUUCUCCUACCUGCUGGUAACCCCUACUUCCGUGGUGCUGUUCUGGCAUAGGGGUCACAUCCCAGAGGUCAUCGCUGACAAGUUGCUGGAAGAAGGGGUCAAAAUUGAGGGUAAACCAUACGAUGACAUAGAAGCGACAUUGAGAAGUUUUGCUAAAGAGUUAUCCGAAAAUGGCGACGGCGAACAUUCCAUUUGGUUGUCGGGAGAAGCGAGCGAAGCAAUACACAGAGCUGCUUCUGGGGAAGGUGAUCUAAAAAAACCUCUGAAUUUAAUUUCCGAGGUGUCUCCGGUCGCUUUGGCAAAGUUAAUCAAGAAUGAUGUUGAAUUAGAGGGUUUCCGUCAAUGCCAUAUCAGAGACGGUAUAGCGGUGGUCCGCUUCUUCAGAUGGCUUCACUCUCAGAUAGACAAAGGUGAAACUGUCACUGAAAUUCAAGCUGCUGACAAACUACUAGAGUUUCGCAAAGAUGAAAAAGACUUCAUGGGUGCAUCUUUCGAAAGUAUCCCGGGCGCGGGUGAAAACGGUGCCAUUAUCCAUUACAGCCCGUCCCGGGAUGGACCGCAAAGGGACAUCCGGUCUACGGAUAUGUUUCUACUGGACUCUGGUGGACAAUACAAGGAUGGAACAACUGACAUAACUCGAACAAGGCACAUGGGUGAACCGACGCCCUUCCAGAAGGAUGCAUUCACCCGCGUCUUAAAAGGACAGAUUUCUGUAGGCAGUGCACUAUACCCGAAGGGAGUGAAGGGCAACGUGCUUGACAGUUUUGCGCGAAAAGCGCUAUGGGACGUGGGACUGGAUUACGCGCAUGGCACGGGACACGGCGUGGGUCACUUCCUCAACGUGCAUGAGGGUCCAAGUGGCAUAUCCUGGAGACCCUAUCCGCAUGACCCAGGCUUAAAACCUGGACAGAUCCUGAGCAACGAGCCGGGUUACUACAAAGUGGGUGAAUUCGGCAUAAGACACGAAGACUUGGUAGAAACUAUUGCCGUCACAAAAGAGACCAAACAUCCUAGGGCUGCGGAUUUAAUCAGUGACUAUGACGGCCGUGGCGUGUUAGGUUUCAACACUAUAACUUUGGUGCCCCAUCACCAGAUAUGUAUCAACCAAGAACUUUUGACUGAUUUUGAGCUGAACUAUCUUAAUGCCUACCACGAGAGAGUUUUCAAAACUCUUGGGCCACUUUUGAUGGAACGCGGCCUGAAAGAAGACUACGAAUGGUUAGAAAAAGAAUGCUCGCCCAUUUCCAGAUCGUGAAGUUAAGUUUUUGAAGUUGCAACGAAUGAAAUCUUAUUCUUCUUAUUUAAAGAAACAUCCAGUAAUGUUAUUUUACCUACUUUAAGUUUAAUUUAAAUUAAAUCAUUUCACUUGUAUAACCAUUAGGUACAUUAAAAAUGU